Messenger RNA from Chanos chanos (milkfish), 625 nucleotides. It is a transcript of the gene anapc13, whose product is annotated as anaphase promoting complex subunit 13. The transcript has 2 exons. NCBI's taxonomy places the organism in Eukaryota, Metazoa, Chordata, Actinopteri, Gonorynchiformes, Chanidae. Gene Ontology annotation, biological process: protein K11-linked ubiquitination. The record is from RefSeq and is a predicted model, not a curated record. The coding region runs from base 206 to 439 and encodes 77 amino acids. Gene Ontology annotation, cellular component: anaphase-promoting complex.
UGCGCAUCUCGCCUUAGAAUCUCGUUAUAAGAGACGUGUUUCAAAGAUUAUACAGCGCCGUUAAUACUUUCUAAGGGGUUUUAUACAUAGUAUAGUUGAACAUCCUUAAUAGUUGCUCAAUACACAGCACAUAGUGGCAUUUUUAACGUCAGACGGCUUUGCAGCUAACCACGCAACUGGAAAACAGUUGGUUGUGACUUAGUAGAUGUUUAAAAUGGACAGCGAAUUUCAGAGGGACGGAAGAGUCCUUGACCUCACAGAUGAUGCCUGGAGAGAGGACCGUCUCCCAUAUGAAGAUGUUACCAUCCCAUUGAGCGAACUCCCUGAAGCGGAGCAAGAAAACGGCGGGUCGACGGAGUCUGUAAAAGAGCAAGAAAUGAAAUGGUCCGAUCUAGCACUGCAAAGUCUGCACGAGAACACUCCAAACACCGGGACGUGACAGACCACCACCUAACGGACAUACACAACAGCUGCCGCCGUCAUGACUGAGUCUUUGUUUCCAAAUGUCACUGUAACUCAUUGGUUAGACAAUAUUUCAAAGUUAGGCUGUAUAAAAUAAAAACUAAAACAAUGAUUAAACAUGUAUGAGAAGAGUGGUGGGAAUGCUUCUGUUGAUUUAAGGCAG